AUGGCUAGCACCGUCAACGAUGAUGCGAAGGAUCUUAUUGAUCUCGCGAUCAAGGACGCAGUCAGAGCCAAAAUUACCGAAAUUGUCUUCUCAAACCUGGGCCAUAGCCCCCGUCCAUAUCUAAACGACGAGCAUUGGGAGCGGCUAAAAGAGGAGAUCGAAAGAAUGUGGCAUCGCGACCGGACUCCAGGAUCACAGCCUCACGAGGAUAACCUUUGGGUGUAUUUGACCUCUGCGGAAUGGAUGAACUGGUACUAUACCUUCUUCCAAGCCGUUAUUGGUGUCGCGUCGAUUGGCGCAGGCUUUACCUUUAGCGUGAUUGUAUCCCCGUUGGAACCACCACCGAGCACCAACUUGGAUGGCCAACCCCCACCCGAAGCCGAGCAAACGCGGCAGCUCAACCAUGUUCGACGUUGUCUUUCGAUCAGCUGGCUACUAUUUGUCCUCUCGCUUGCUUGGGCAAGCUCGGCCGCGCUGACAAUCAAUAACAACAAAACGAGGGUCAUGGAAAUCUUUGACAGCGCCAAUUGGGAUAGACUGUACCGAGGGCUUCAUAACCCGCUCAUGCUAGCCCUUAGCACGGCAACUCUGGUCGGAAUAUUACUACCGGUAAUGGCAUUCGGAGCUUCUGCCGAAGCAGUCAGAGCUUACCAGGGCGGAACGGGGCUUGCAGCCAUUGUCCUGCUCGCGCUGGGCGCCUCGAUAUUGGUGAUGUUUUGGGUCCUUCAAAAUUUGUGA
Messenger RNA from Aspergillus calidoustus, 738 nucleotides. The record is from the annotation of a GenBank genome assembly. Lineage: Eukaryota; Fungi; Ascomycota; Eurotiomycetes; Eurotiales; Aspergillaceae.